This is a messenger RNA of Paramecium tetraurelia, 765 nucleotides long. RefSeq lists its product as uncharacterized. The record is from RefSeq and is a predicted model, not a curated record. NCBI's taxonomy places the organism in Eukaryota, Ciliophora, Oligohymenophorea, Peniculida, Parameciidae. The transcript is spliced from 3 exons.
AUGUAGAGAAAAUUACCCUAUGCAUUCCAUGGAUUAGAUUAUUUAUAUGAGCCUUAUUUGGCAACAGUUUAUAAUCUGAUUCCUUCAUAUAAAACUUAAAAACUAGGAGAAGGAUUUUUGAAUUAAACAUCUUAAGUUUAUACAUCGCUAUUAUAAUCUAUAGCAGAAUAAGACAAAGAGUUUUUGAAGUAAAUUCUAGAGCCUAAGUUAUAUCACGCUACUUCACAUUGCAUGGAUUUGCUAGAAGAGAAGCAAUUAAAAUUAUAAUACGUUGAAUAAGAUUAAUAGCAAAAUGGAGAAAAGCAAGAAGAGGAUGAAGAAGAACAGGAAGGCUAAUAACCAUAAUAAUAGUUUAGCUUUUUCUAAAAAAUACUCGGCAAGAAUGAGACAUAUCAUAUUUUUUAAGAAAAUGAUUAUAAAUGUAAUGUAGAUAUCAAAGGCGUAUUUGGUGUGAAAAUUAACAGAAAUGAAAAUGAAAAUACUCCUUUCGUUGAGAUUCCUGCUUUGCCAACCACUCCAAGGAAUUAUCACCUAAAUCUGAAAAAUCCUUUUAGUCUUUAUGAAAACCAAAUUUUAGUUGCGAAUAUUUUAAUUUAUACCAGCAAGAAAUUAGUUGCAGUAGAUUAAGAAGGAAUAUUAGUUCAUGGCGAUUAUGAUAAUAAUUAAUUUUACUACCAUAAAUUAAGAUUAGAGUCCUAUAUACCAAAUUUCAAUUGGAUAAUUACUGACAUUGAUGAUUAUCUUAAAGGAAAUCCUUAUUAUUGA